CCGGUCGGAGGCAGCUGUGCGCUCGGGUGAAGCUGCUCCGCGGCCAGUGCCUGGCCAGGAGUUCGCUCCCCCCGCCCGCCCCUCCUGAAGUUGGGGCGCGCGCAGAGGCGGCUGCCUCCCGGGGGCUCUCCACCCCACCCAGCCCGUCUCUCCUCCUGGUCUCAGGGUCAAGGCGGGGAGAUGCCGGCCGCGCGGGACUGACCAGCGCUGUCCUCGGGCUCCUGGCGACUCUCCCUCCGCGUCCUCCCAGCAGCAGGCAGCGCCGGCUCCUCUCCUCCGAUGAGCCCUCCAGUUCCCUGACUCUGAGAGGCGCCUCUCCCCCGCCCGGCCGCCCAGAUGCAGUUUCGCCUCUUCUCCUUUGCCCUCAUCAUCCUGAACUGCAUGGAUUACAGCCACUGCCAGGGCAGCCGAUGGAGGCGCAGUAAGCGAGCUAGUUAUGUAUCAAAUCCCACUUGCAAGGGUUGCUUGUCUUGUUCAAAGGACAAUGGGUGCAGCCGAUGUCAACAGAAGUUGUUCUUCUUUCUUCGAAGAGAAGGCAUGCGCCAGUAUGGAGAGUGCCUGCAGUCCUGCCCAUCAGGCUACUAUGGACACCGAGCCCCAGAUAUGAACAGAUGUGCACGGUGCAGAAUAGAAAACUGUGAUUCUUGCUUCAGCAAAGACUUUUGUACCAAGUGCAAAGUAGGCUUUUAUUUGCAUAGAGGCCGUUGCUUUGAAGAGUGCCCAGAUGGUUUUGCACCAUUAGAUGAAACCAUGGAAUGUGUGGAAGGAUGUGAAGUUGGUCAUUGGAGUGAAUGGGGAACGUGUAGCAGAAAUAAUCGCACAUGUGGAUUUAAAUGGGGUCUGGAAACCAGAACACGGCAAAUUGUCAAAAAGCCAGCAAAAGAUACAAUACCAUGUCCAACCAUCGCCGAAUCCCGGAGAUGUAAGAUGGCCAUGAGGCACUGUCCCGGAGGGAAGAGAGGGCCCAAGGCGAAGGAGAAGAAGAACAAGAAGAAGAAGAGGAAGCUGACCGAAAGAGCCCAGGAGCAGCACAGUGUCUUCCUCGCUACGGACAGGGCAAACCAGUAAAAUCAGAGACACGUCGGGUGGAUUGUGGGGUUUUUUUGUUUGUUUUUUGCAAAAGUGCACAAAGCUACUCUCCACUCCCAGACACUGGUGCGCGGUGUUUGUGCUGCUCUGACCGGUAUCCGUUCCCAGUGACAUUGUGAAAGGAGGAGCCCCGAUGGCCUCUGUUAUUUAUGCUUUGAUUUGCAGCUGGAGACUGUGAAGGUGGGAGCUCGUGCCCUGAAUCGGAGCAAGGAGUGAGUGUACAGCACGGGCCUGGGCUCGGUGUGCACCACCACCAAGUGUGAGGCUGCAGACCCCCACUGGAGAACGGACUCGUGCAUAUUUAUGGGAAGGAAGAUGCUCAACAGGCAAAGUGCUAUUUCACUUGUGCCCUCUAUUUCUCACAUUGUGCACUGUCAAGGAAACAUGUAUGUGGAUAUCUGCUUAAUGUUACCACAUGUUCUCGGCAUCUGUUCCUUUCCAAGCUGUUGCGGGAUGGAACUGUUCUGAGCUGGGGAUAUGCUGCAGGAAUUCCUGCUCAGUUUCACAGCGGCUCUGAUAUGUACAUAUUCCGCUGGGGCUAUGCAUAAACCUCUUAUUUACUGUAUAUUUAUGCUCUCUUAUGUGUAACAAGUCAUGCCUGAUUAAUAGAUGUCACUUUGUUUUUUAGUGGUUCCUAACUGUUGUCCAGUAAAUGGCUGUUCUAGUUUUGAGAAUUGACAAAUGUUUUGUUGCCCCUUGAACCUUACCUUUUCUUUUCUUUGUGGGCUUAUUUCUCACUGUAAGGAUAGGAUAAGCUAGUUUGUACAUAGGGUCAAAUGAUCGGUGUCAAAGAAUGUGAGGAUCUCCUCACAAGAUAAAGCAGCAUCUGGCAGUCAGAAACGAGAAGUCCCUUUGAGUCUAAGAAGGGAUGACAUCAUGAAACACACCUGAAACACGAGGAAUUACAAGCAGCCAUUCCUAGUACUCGUCAUGCAACUUCACAGGCCAGCUAGAGAACCUUGCAAACUUCAGUAUGUGUCUAUGCAUCAUUUAAAGCAGCCCCUGACUUACAGUGACAGGGCACCUACCAGUAUUCUUGGGUCACUGUAGGAGUGACCCUCAUGAGACUAUGCUUUGGAUCUGAGGAGAAAACAAGAUAAAUUCCUACAACUGCAGGUCAGAUCUUAACAGGUCCCCAUGGAGCCAG
Molecule: messenger RNA, 2236 nt
Organism: Myotis davidii
Lineage: Eukaryota; Metazoa; Chordata; Mammalia; Chiroptera; Vespertilionidae
Gene: RSPO2
Product: R-spondin 2
Exons: 5
Coding region: 337-1068 (243 amino acids)
Source: RefSeq, a predicted model, not a curated record